Soboliphyme baturini is the source of this 501-nucleotide messenger RNA. Lineage: Eukaryota; Metazoa; Nematoda; Enoplea; Dioctophymatida; Soboliphymatidae. The record is from the annotation of a GenBank genome assembly.
UUGCAACAAAGAGUUAAACGGACACCAAUUGGACCGGACAACGACGACUUCGUGACGUCAGCCGCCCAGAAACAAAAAAUUUCUUUCCUCGAAAACAAUUUAGAUCAGCUGACGAAGGUCCACAAACAGCUUGUGCGCGACAAUGCGGAUCUCCGUUGUGAAUUGCCUAAGCUGGAAAAGCGGCUUCUCGAAUCGGCGUUGAAAGAGGCAAAGGAGGCAGCCAUGAAGGAUCGCAAGAAAUACCAAUACGAAGUUGAGCGCAUCAAAGAAGCUGUUCGCCAAAGAAAUUUGGCCCGCCGCGGAUUCUCAGCCGCCCAGAUUGCAAAACCCAUCCGCCCUGGUCAACAUCCACCAGCGAUGACACCUAGUCAAGUCAAUGCGGUGAAAACUAGCAACUUCUUGAACAGUAGCUUACCAGAUUAUUCGAGGCUUGCAUCCCUCCGUCAGUUGGCAGCCUCCCAAGGUGAAGGAGUCAAGGACUCGGAGCUGUCAGAUGUCUAG